Molecule: messenger RNA, 423 nt
Organism: Leptosia nina
Lineage: Eukaryota; Metazoa; Arthropoda; Insecta; Lepidoptera; Pieridae
Source: the annotation of a GenBank genome assembly
AUGUGGUCUAAUGAGCUUUUUAUAAUUUUAGUGUUUUUCUAUUUCACUGUUUUGACACAUGUAUUGCCGUCUGCAAGCUAUCACCGCGGACCCCGUUAUACUGUAACCGAAAGUCAAAAGCCAUUUGUAGAAGUUCAAAAUGCCACGUACCACGGUUCGGGUCCCAGGGAAGAAGCAAGGGCCAUGUGUUCAGUUAAGACCCAGGAAGUGAAUGCAACUGCGAACGCGACUAUAACUAGACGGCUACAUGGAGUUGUUACUUCUAGGGAGCUUCAUAGUGCCAUACAGCGCUUAGAAGUUAUAAUCUUCGGUCAAAUGCAGCAGCUAUGGCAGAGUUUGGACGCUCUUCGCGCGCAGAUGGCCCGGGAACCAGGCGUAUCUUUCCCGGAUCGACGAAGCGUUGCGUUUAGAUAUAAACCUUGA